Molecule: messenger RNA, 771 nt
Organism: Hyposmocoma kahamanoa
Lineage: Eukaryota; Metazoa; Arthropoda; Insecta; Lepidoptera; Cosmopterigidae
Exons: 2
Coding region: 1-771 (256 amino acids)
Source: RefSeq, a predicted model, not a curated record
AUGUUAUGCCUACUAGCUGCUGUCUAUGCGAGAGAAAUAGAGAGGCAGGGGGGUUUGACCUCGCCGAAGCUCUUCAACCUGUACGUAAACGAGCUGAUCGUUGGACUCAGCAGUAAGCCUGUCGGAUGUCGUAUCGACGGCAUCAGCGUAAAUAACAUCAGUUAUGCCGACUAUAUAGUGCUGCUGGAUCCAACGGCGGGUACAAGUACUCACGGGCUUGUAUACAAUUGUGUCAAGAGUGAGUUUAUGAUCUUUGGGAUCCCCGGUAGUGUGAUGUCUUAUGAACCUAAAAUAAAUCUAAAUGAGGUGGCGCUAAAGAGGGUAAGCAGAUUUAAAUAUCUAGGACAUUACUUGGCGGAGGAUCUUAGAGACCAAACUGACAUUGAUCGUGAACGCAGGGCGUUGGCUGCCAGAUGUAAUAUGUUGGCACAUAGAUUCGCCCGCUGUAGUGAGGAAGCCAAAAUAACUUUAUUCAAGGCGUAUUGUCAAUUCUUCUACACAGGUGGUCUAUGGGUUAACUAUACGCAUAAGGCACUCGGCGCCCUGCGCGUUCAAUAUAAUAACGGUUUCAGUACGCUGUUGGGACUGCCGCGACAUUGUAGCGCAUCGUCGAUGUUUGCUCAAGCGGGAGUAGACUACUUUUUUGCUGAGAUGCGAAAAAAGACGGCGUCACUACUCUCUAGACUACGUUCUAGUCCUAGCAGCAUCCUGAAAGCUCGAUGCGCCGAUGCUUCGUCAUUUCGUCCAGGUUCUGGUGAGGUGAUGGGAUAA